CAAACCGGUAAACAUAAUACUGACUGAUUGAUCCAAAUGAAUGAAUGAAUGGAUGAAUGAUUCCUUCUAAGCAAUACAUAAAGGAUAAAUUAUGUAAAUAUGCAUCUAGUGAGAUUAUAGAUCCUUUAUGUCUUGGCAAUGCAAAAUGAAUAAAUGCUCGGAUUAAUAUCACUAUUUGCAACAGAUUGUUAUUUCUUUAUAUACAUACGCAUUUUGAAUUACAAGACAUACAGAUUCUAGCGUUUCAUAAUAAGUGGAAGCUGUCAGACGUGAAGGUAAAACAACAUCAAUGUCUCAUUCACAACCAAAUUAUACACUGGAACAAUACUUGUCUUCAACUCCUUCAGAAGUGACCACUGCAUCCCUAAAGUCAUCAAAUCUUGAUUCUUUGUCUUCAGACCAAAUGUUCAACAGACGAACAAAUGCAUUGAACUCCUGUAAACAGUCUAUUCUCAAAGGAGGACUUAAAGAUACGAAAUCAAUUGAUGGAUGGCCUUUAUCAUCAAAUCAACAAGAUGCAAUCAAAUCUUUAAUAAAAGGGAAUCCGUCAAAUCUGUCUUCAAGACAACAACUGAGGCGAUCGAAUACAGUCGGUCCAACUGAUGUAACAAAGACUGAAGAUGGGAAAUUGUUAUUAAAUAAUUUGUUUAACAAAUCUUUUAGAAAUCGGCCAGUCGAUGAAGUCAUACAGAAUGCAAGACAACUAAGUAGACCUUCAGUUUCAACUGGUUUGUUGACAUUUACAGGUGGCCAAAGUUCAGCGAACGACAACAUCAAUGUAACACAACUUAAUAAAAGAUUUGGUCAACAGAGGUAUCUUUAUCGAGCACAAAGUGAACACCAUUUUCGUGGUAGUAAUACUUCAUGUGCUAACACUAAUACCACCACUACUACUACAACUGCUAAUAAUAAUAAUGGUCACUCACAACAGCCGCGUCUCUUUAGUCAAGAACGGAACGAUGUCCCUUCAACAUUUCGAUCGAUAUUUUCCCAACGUGGAUAUAACUUCGGUAAAUCAUUGUGGCAACAAAAUUUUUCUCUGGAUGAAGGCGAACAAAAAGCAACAUUAGGUGGUUCAAAUGGGCGGCAGAUGUCUACAGCAUCAACAUUAUUAAGAAGAAAUCGUCUUAAGAAAGAAACAACAGUUGACAAUAAUUUACUCUUAGAUCAUAGAGCAUUUUCAUUGUCUGAAAAUACUAAUCACAACCGGUUUGUAAAUGGACAUUGUCUUGGACGUUCAAUGUCAUCAGUGUCAACUUCACUGGCUUCAACAUCUGCCGCCGCAGUAAGUUUGUCUCAGUUACAUUUAACAUCAGCUGAGUUGACAACGCAAACGACAAUAACAGCAACUCCAUCAAACGGUUGCAAUUCUAAUGAGCUAAGAAGUGAGAAAUUUGUUGAAGAUUUUCUCAAGAAACCAGUUUUAUCACAGACACUGAAAAGAAACUUAUCCGACCAAAAUGAACCCAUCCACCUAUCAAACAGUUUCUCAGGUCAAACUUUGGUACAAUGGUUUUGUAGGCAGAUAAUCCAAUCUGGAUGUCCUUGGAGUUAUAGUUUAAUAUCUGUCGUGUGUCAGUUUUGUAACUGUUUACUGAGGCUCGGUGUACUCAGGCGUGACUCAAAAUCUAAACCGAUCAAUUCAACAUCAUCUUCCGUAACAUCCGGUAAACCAUUUCCUGUUUUCAGUCGUGAUUCAGAACGAAAUAUUUCAGAACCAGCGGAAGAGAAUUCAGUCAGUGAUCCUGUAGAAACAUUUGAGCUUAAUAUGGAGUAUACAUGGACUGCGUUUAGUGAGACAAGCGUUACGGCAAAGGAUGACGGUGAGCAAUAUGACGUAUCACAUCAAAUGGAACAACAGCAACAACAACAUCAACAACAAAGUCAACAGACCGGUGAAUACAAAACAUUUCAAAUAGCUCUUCACAACCACUUGGUCAAUCUUCACAAAGAAUUCGAGUAUGAGCUUGACAGACUGACAAGGGAACAUGAACUACAGUUAUUUAAGGUAAAAAAUCAAGGUGUUAUGAAAGUAUGCCAACUAACGGACAGAAUUGAAGCAUUAGAAAAUCAGGUUGAAAAGUAUCGCAUACUUGCUGGUAUUGAACACUUAACUAAGUCUUCAAUGCUUGAAGAAUCAUCUCAAGUAAACCUGAACAAUCAUGUUCACAGCCAUUAUUCACCAAUGUUUACCAGUAAUUAUUCAAAAGAUCGACUAUCCAAAGUAAAAUUCAGUUUACCAGAUGAAAUUUUGAUAAAUUAUCCACCAAGAAAUGUAAGAGCUUCAAGUGAGAUAUCUGAUGUUAGUCAUUCACUUCAGCGUAAUUUGCACUUCAUUACAGGCACAUAUGGUAGACCUGAUUAUAUGCACUUGAGCAGAACACUGUCAAAUGAAGAUCAACAGCUUAAUAAACCCUUAUCACCUGAUUAUCGUUAUUUACUGCAACAGAAGCAACAGGAGCAAAACCAACCGGACCAUACCCAGUCUGAGGCAGCAGACAUGCAUCGAAUCAAUGAAAUGUCUGUAUUAAAAAAUCUUAUACAAAAGAAAAGCAAUUCAUUCAUAGUACAAGAUAAGGAUCUAUCGAAUAAAUUAAAUCGUACAAAUUUAGGUACAUAUUUAUCUGACAAUCGUUUGACCAAUGAAGACACCAGAGUGCAGAAUAAUGAUAAUUCACGCCCAUUAGAAGAUCGAAAUGGAUGUGCCAAUGAAGAUAACAGUCAUUCUUAUCAAAAGUUUGACAGAACAAAUCCAAGGAAUUUAAAUGUCAGAUAUGCAUCUGCACCUCCUAUUUCAAAAACCAGUUUAAGUCAGACAACAUCCACUACUAGCAGUCAACCUAUACUUGGUAUACAAGCAAAAUAUGAUACUGGUAAAUGUACACUAAAGAAAAUGUCUAAAGAUGGUGAAGAACGCAUAAAAGGUGUAAAAGAGAUCAAGAGAAAUGAUAAAAACAGAGGAUUAACAUGAUAAGACUAUUAAUAAAUGUAUGAGCGGUCAAAUAGAUGCAUUUAUUCUCUUGCUACAACCACACCGUCACCUAUCGAGGAAAACAAGUCAGCGGUUAACCAACUCAACCUUAAUACAAAGAACUAACCAAUUGAUUCGAAUAUUUAUUCGUUAUUUCUCUAUUCACUACCAUCAUGUUCUAUUCUUCAAUAAAUUCUUUGAAAGCUGUACAGUUACGUUAUAUUCGUGAACACUGAACUUCACUGACGAUUAAAGAUUACGUGUUAAUUAUUUUGUGACAUAUGCUUCACUUCACUUCACUUUUUUAAUCUUUAUCUAAUGAGUGAUUAUAAUUAUGUAUAACAAAAUUUGAGAAGUGAAAUAAAAAGGCAAAGACAGAAAUGUGUUGUCUGAACUGAUCAAGAAGAGUUUUUUUUUAAGGAUAUUAUGUAUGAUUUUAGAAUCUUAUUUUUAUGGUUGACUUAAAAUCAACGCAUUCGCUUUCGAAUACACUUUAUGAAUAUAUAUAUGUUCAGCAAUAGAAAAG
Molecule: messenger RNA, 3497 nt
Organism: Trichobilharzia szidati
Lineage: Eukaryota; Metazoa; Platyhelminthes; Trematoda; Strigeidida; Schistosomatidae
Source: the annotation of a GenBank genome assembly